Molecule: messenger RNA, 1545 nt
Organism: Cicer arietinum (chickpea)
Lineage: Eukaryota; Viridiplantae; Streptophyta; Magnoliopsida; Fabales; Fabaceae
Gene: MAPK12
Product: mitogen-activated protein kinase
Biological process (GO): protein phosphorylation
Molecular function (GO): ATP binding; MAP kinase activity
Source: RefSeq, a predicted model, not a curated record
CACCAACGUUGAUUAAACGAAGAAGAAAAGAAGAGAAAGGUGAAUUGAUUCACGAGUUGACACGAGCAUGUCCACUUGCAAACCCUCAUUCUUAGAUAAUAGGAUACAUACCCCACCUUUCUCUCUCUAAAAAGUUGAAAUGUCAUUAACAACCUCAAAGUUAGCUCAUUUUCCAUUCUAAACCCUCCUUUCUAUAUUGGGUCACUUCUCUUUCUUUCAAUUUUUGGUUUUGAAUUGAGAAUUUCAACUUUGAAGAGCCUCUUCAUAAUUGUAAUAAUCAUAUAGUUAAAAAAGAAAGGCAUGUCUGUUGAAUCAAGUGAGAAUAACAUUAAAGGAAUACCAACUCAUGGUGGAAGAUACUUGCAGUACAAUAUCUAUGGUAAUCUCUUUGAGGUUUCCAAAAAGUAUGUCCCUCCUAUUCGUCCUGUUGGCAGAGGUGCUUAUGGUAUUGUUUGUGCUGCUGUAAAUGCCGAGACACGUGAGGAAGUCGCCAUUAAGAAGAUUGGCAAUGCAUUUGACAACAGAAUAGAUGCUAAAAGGACCUUACGAGAAAUAAAACUUCUUCGCCACAUGGAUCAUGAAAAUGUGAUGUCCAUUAAAGAUAUUAUACGACCUCCACAGAAGGAGAACUUCAACGAUGUGUACAUUGUUUCUGAGUUAAUGGACACAGAUCUGCAUCAAAUAAUACGUUCCAAUCAACCAAUGACAGAUGAUCAUUGUCGGUAUUUUGUGUAUCAACUUUUACGAGGGCUCAAAUAUGUACAUUCAGCAAAUGUUUUGCACCGGGACCUCAAGCCUAGCAAUUUGCUACUGAAUGCCAAUUGUGACCUUAAGAUUGCAGACUUCGGUCUCGCUAGAACUACAUCGGAAACGGAUUUUAUGACUGAGUAUGUGGUUACUCGGUGGUACCGAGCUCCCGAACUGCUGCUUAAUUGUUCAGAAUAUACAGCAGCGAUUGAUAUAUGGUCUGUUGGUUGCAUACUUGGUGAAAUUGUAACAAGACAACCCCUCUUUCCUGGCAGAGAUUAUGUUCAUCAGCUGAGACUUGUCACAGAGCUGAUAGGUUCACCAGAUGAUGCCAGCCUUGGAUUCCUACGCAGUGAAAAUGCUCGUAGAUACGUACGACAACUUCCACAAUAUCCAAAGCAAAAUUUUUCUGCUAGAUUUCCCAACAUGUCUCCAGGGGCUGUUGAUUUGCUAGAGAAGAUGCUUGUCUUUGAUCCAAGCAAGCGCAUUAGAGUUGAUGAGGCGUUGUGCCAUCCAUACCUGGCACCUCUCCAUGAUAUCAAUGAGGAACCUGUAAGUACCAGACCUUUCAGUUUUGACUCUGAGGAACCAAUGUUCUCUGAAGAAGAUAUCAAGGAACUCAUCUGGAGAGAGUCUGUGAGGUUCAAUCCUGAUCCACCAAUUCACUGAUUUUAUUUAUUUAGUAUUCGUAUAUGAUUAGCAAAAUGUUUGAUGACUAAGAUAUGUAACAUAUUGGAAAUAAUGAGAUUGUUGUAAGGUGUCUUUCAUUUUAAUCUCAUAUCUGAUUUUUAUAUAUAA